Messenger RNA from Colletotrichum higginsianum IMI 349063, 2367 nucleotides. Its product is annotated as Serin endopeptidase. Bases 1 to 2367 code for a protein of 788 amino acids. Gene Ontology annotation, cellular component: cytosol; membrane; cell wall. The record is from RefSeq and is a predicted model, not a curated record. Gene Ontology annotation, biological process: proteolysis. Gene Ontology annotation, molecular function: serine-type endopeptidase activity; tripeptidyl-peptidase activity. The transcript has 11 exons. NCBI's taxonomy places the organism in Eukaryota, Fungi, Ascomycota, Sordariomycetes, Glomerellales, Glomerellaceae.
AUGGUCAAGCUCGACCCAGCGCCCAAAAAGGAACUCGACAAGAGAGACGCGACGGCUGUUCCCAUUGCCGAUAUUCACAAAUCAACGGGCGUCUACAGGCUCCAUGAAGCCGGGAUCCUCGGAGAGGGCGUCAAAGUGGCCGUCGUCGACACAGGCAUCUACUAUGGUCAUUCUGCUCUUGGCGGAGGAUUCGGUCCAGGCUUCAAAGUGGAGGGCGGCCUCGAUCUUAUCGGAGAUGGAUACUGGCCGGGUGAGCCCAAAAACCCAGACAAUGACAUUGAAGACUUCCAGGGCCAUGGAACGCAUGUCGCUGGAAUCGUUGCCGGUGAAACGGAAGAGUCUGAGAACCCCCUGACCCGAUUUAAGGGAGUUGCACCCAAAGCGACUCUCUAUGGCUACAAGGUGAUGGGGUUUAUCGAUUAUACCGACGACGAGACUUUGAUUGAGGCCUUCCUGGCUGCCUAUGACGACGACGUGGACGUAAUCACCUGCAGCAUUGGAGGAGCCGACGGAUGGCCCGACAGUGCCUGGCAGCGAGUAAGCGACCGCAUCGCGGCAACCGGCAUCGUCAUCACCAUCGCCGCGGGCAACUCGGGCUGGGAAGGGGCUUAUCACGGCAGCUCCGGCUCUUCUGCCAAGGGCGUUUUUGCGGUGGCCUCCACAGAGACGCCCGUCAUUGUCGGCAAGCCCUUCAACGCGACUUUCACGGACAAGGCCGGCGCCUCAAAGACGGUCACGCUGGGCUACAUGGCUGACGAGGCCUUCCCCGAGACCAUGAACCGGCCGAUCGUCCCCCUCACUUUGGAUCUUACUUCAGCCGUGGCACGCGGAUGCCAGCCGUUCCCGCCCGGGACGCCAUCGUUUGCAAACUCCAUCAUCCUCCUGCGCUCGGGAGGCUGCCAGAACCUCGUCAAGCAACGCAAUGCCCGGGCGUUCGGGGCCGAUUACGUCCUAACUUACAACGACGAGUCAGUGCUAGAGAUCCCGUUCGGCUACGAGACUGCGACCAUCGGCACGAUAUCCGGCGACGCGGGUCACGAGAUCAUUGCGCUCAUCAAGGACGGCGGCAAUGUCACUGGCGACUUCUCGCUCGACCAAACCAGGCCCAUCGGCAUCGUGAGCCCCUACGGCAACCUCGCCAAUGACUUCACCAGCAUCGGCGCGCUCAACGACCUCUCCAUCAAGCCCGACAUCGCCGCCCCCGGAGGAAACAUCUACAGCACCUACCUUCAGAUGCCGACCUGGACGAUCCUCAGCGGAACGUCGAUGGCGACCCCUUACGUUGCUGGUGUUGCCGCGCUGUACAUCAGCAAGUUCGGAGGCAAGAAGGUCCACGGCGCCAAGUUCAGCGAGCAGCUCAUGAUGAGGAUCAUCUCCAGCGGCGAGCGAGUCGCCUGGUCCCACGGGAUCGUCACCCAAGACUUCACAGCCUCGGUUGCCCAGGUCGGUACGGGCCUCGUGAACGCGUCCAAGGUGCUCGACUACACCACUCAGCUCUCGCUCGAGCGGUUCGCCCUGAACGACACCGCGAACUUUGCCGCACAGCACACUGUCGCCGUCACGAACAACGCCGCGGAAGUCGUCACGUACAGCUUCUCCGUCGAGCCGGCCGCCGGGUUCGACACCCUCGACGCCUCGGACCCAAACAGACUGGCCAAGUAUCCGCUGGCGCCUCAGAUCAUGGUGCCCGAGGUUGCCCUGCCGGAGGAUGGCUUCAGUGUCGGUCCUGGCGAGACCAAGACAGCCGAGUUUACCUUCAAAGUUCCCGAGGGUCUCAACGCUAGGUUGCUUCCAACUUACAGCGGUAGCAUCGCCGUCAAGAGCAGCAAGGGCGAGAGCCUUGCCAUCCCAUACCUGGGCCUUGCCGCAAACCUUCAAAAGGAAAUGCACGAGACCUUCGAGGUUGGAUAUCCCUUGGCAACAAAAGGCCCAGACGGCAGUAUCACCUUGGACCCUACCAACUCAAUUACAUUCACAUUCGACCUUUCCACCGCGGCCCAGGACUUCCCUCGGGUUGCGUACGAGGUGAAGUGGGGAGUCAAGACGCUUCGAUGGGACAUUUUCGAAGACGGCUGGGACGAGAGCGCCUGGACUUCGUACCCGCCUGUUGUGGGGGAGAAUGGAUACGUCGGAACCGCGACAGGUUACCGCCGGACGACUGACCAGGCCAACUUCGACCCGGCCAGGGACAGCAAGAACAGAACGGUGGCAUUUCCACUCGUCAACAUCUUCCGGACGUCGAUCGAAACGCCGAGACACAUUGUUUGGUGGCUCGGGGGUCUGGGAGAUGGAACCGAUAUCAAGCCUGGCAACUAUACGCAAGUCCCCUCCCCCCCUAGAAUAGUUAGGCUACCCCUUCGUUACUGA